GUGUGGUCACGUCCGACGUCAUCACCGAAACCAUUUCUCUCAUAAGAUGCACAAGAGCAGCAGAGAGCUAGCUAUACAUUGACAAGACCCAGCAGAGCUCGAGUCAUUAAGAAGCAGUGCAGCGAUUGCACUGCUGCACUUUGCCGCCAGCUCAGAAAAAGGCCGGCGAAAACAAGCUCCUCGCGCGAGCUCAGGCUUCAGAACGCGUCCAUGGGCGAGGAGGCCGCGCCCACCGCGGCGCCGGCGAGCGCCCCGCCCCACCUGCUAUUGAUUUGUUUCCCGGGGCAAGGCCACGUCAACCCCAUGCUCCGCCUCGCCAAGCGCAUCGCGGCCAAGGGCCUCCUCGUCACGUUCUCCUCCACCUGCGACGCCGGGGACAAGCUCGUCGCCGCCGCGGGGGUGUCGGCUGGCGGCGACGGCGUGCCGGUGGGGCGGGGCCGCGUCCGGUUCGAGUUCUUGGAGGACAGUUUCCACGGGAACGAGCUCGACGACCUCAUGCGCCACCUGGAGACGACCGGGCCGGCGGCGUUCGCGGAGCUGCUCAGGCGCCAAGCGGAUGCGGGCUUGCCCGUGGCGUGCGUCGUGGUGAAUCCGUUCAUGCCCUGGGCGAUCGACGUCGCGGCCGACGCCGGCAUCCCCUCGGCGGUGCUGUGGGUGCAGUCGUGCCUGGUGUUCUCGCUCUACUACCACCACGUGCACGGCCUCGUGGAGUUCCCGCCCGAAAACGACCUCGACGCGCGGUUCACGCUCCCGGGCCUCCCGGCCCUGUCCGUCGCCGAUGUGCCGUCGUUCCUGCUCCCGUCUAACCCGUUCAAACUGCUCGCCGACACGAUCAUCAGCCAAUUCCGCACCAUCGACAAGGCGUCCUGGGUGUUCGUGAACUCCUUCACCGAGCUGGAGCGCGACGUGGUCGCCGCGCUCCCGGGCGUCACGCCGCGCCCGCCGGAGCUAAUCCCCGUGGGCCCGUUGAUCGAGAUCGAGGGGCCCGAGGACGACGGAGCGGUGCGCGGCGACCUGAUCAAGGCGGCGGACGACUGCGUGGGGUGGCUGGACGCGCAGGCGCAGCGCUCCGUCGUGUACGCGUCGGUGGGCAGCGUCGUGGUGCUGUCCGCGGACGAUGUCGCCGAGAUGGCGCACGGCCUCGCGUCAACCGGUCGUCCCUUCCUGUGGGUGGUGCGGUCGGACACCCGCCCGCUGCUCCCGGACGGGUUCCUGGACUCCGUCGCCGGCCGAGGCAUGGUGGUGCCGUGGAGCCCCCAGGACCGCGUGCUGGAGCACCGGUCCACAGCCUGCUUCCUCACGCACUGCGGGUGGAACUCGACGCUCGAGACCAUCGCCUCCGGCGUGCCCGUUGUAGCCUUUCCGCAUUGGGGCGACCAGUGCACGGACGCCAAAUUCCUGGUCGAGGAGCUCCGGAUGGGCGUCCGCCUCCGCGCGCCGCUGCGGCGGGAGGCCGUGCUCGAGGCCGUGGACGCCGCCGUCGCCGGCCCCGACGCCGACGCCAUGCUCGCCAACGCCAGAGCGUGGAGCGCGGCGUCGCAGGCCGCCGUGGCGCCCGGCGGAUCGUCGGACGCGCACGUCCAGGCGUUCGUGGACGAGGUGGCGCGGCGAGCGUGCGGAGGACAAGCAUCGAAGGUUGAGUCACACUCGUAAACAGCUAGCCGGCUACUUAAACACAUCUUAGAUCCUAUUUAUUUUAGUUUAAAAUUAUAAUAAAUAAUUUAUAGAUGGUGGAUUAUAAUAAGCUGAAUUAUGAUAAGCUAUAGGUAAAUAAGCUGUUUGGUAAUUUGGAUUA
Molecule: messenger RNA, 1795 nt
Organism: Phragmites australis (common reed)
Lineage: Eukaryota; Viridiplantae; Streptophyta; Magnoliopsida; Poales; Poaceae
Product: gallate 1-beta-glucosyltransferase 84A23-like
Exons: 1
Coding region: 211-1653 (480 amino acids)
Molecular function (GO): UDP-glycosyltransferase activity
Source: RefSeq, a predicted model, not a curated record